AGUUGAUAACGAAUAGUCGCGCAGUUAAGACGUUCUAACCAACCAAAGAGGUUGGUAAAAUACAAAAACAAAUUUGAAAAGUGAAACUGUUAGAAAAGCGUCAAUAAUGCUGGAUAAUGAACGUGAUAAUGGAUUAGCAAUUUAAAAAAAUUUAAAUAGUAAAAAUAUUUCAAAAAAAGAUGUGAGAUUGAAGAAUCUAGUAAAAAAUUAACAAAAAAUAAUAUUGCAAUUAAAAAAAUUAUGGAAACUGUUUGAAAAACUACAAAUAGUUUGAGUGUAAAUUAAUAAUUAAAAAAAAAAAUUUAAAUAACAUUAUUAAUUUCCACAAAAUUAAAAUGAAAAAUAAAAUUUUAAAAAUCUAAUAAAAUUGUUAAUAUAAAAAUAAUAAAAAACAAAAAAUCGCGGUCGCACUGCUUCGUCGCACACUUUCAUGAGAAGACGCUCGGUGUAAUUACUUUUCUACAACGCGUGUUUGUGCUUUGACGCCACCCACUGCAAUUGGAUUAUUGGAUAAUGGCGUUACAAGCAAACAUAAAUAUCUAAUUCUACCGAUAAAAGUUGGAAUUAUUGACUGAAAAAAUAAAAAUAUACAAAAUAUUUUAAAGACUUCUGCGUAACAACCUGACUUAUAGCAUCAUGGAUGAAUUUCCCGUCAUACAAAUACCUGAUGAUGAAGUACUCGAGGAGGAGGAAUUCGAACGUCUAUACUCCGCUCCAAUUGAAAUUGUCAUAAUACUCUCGAUAUUUUACGGCGGCAUCAGUAUUUUAGCAAUCAUUGGCAACUCUUUAGUCAUUUGGGUUGUUAUAACGGCCCGACAAAUGCGUACCGUCACCAAUACAUACAUAGCAAAUUUGGCUGUUGCCGAUGUCAUCAUUGGACUCUUCUGUAUACCGUUUCAGUUUCAAGCAGCUCUUUUACAGCGUUGGAAUUUACCUUGGUUUAUGUGUGCCUUUUGUCCUUUCGUGCAAACGUUAAGCGUAAAUGUUUCCGUGUUUACAUUGACCGCCAUUGCGAUUGAUCGACAUCGUGCUAUCAUUAAUCCUUUAAGAGCACGUCCUUCGAAAUAUAUUUCGAAAUUUAUUCUGCUUGGCAUUUGGUUAUCAGCAUUCAUAUUCGCAAGCCCAAUCGCUGUCGCAUUUCGUGUGGAAGUGAUGCAAGAACGUUAUAGAGAGGAUGGUGUCAUCUAUAAUGUGACACGACCCUUCUGCACGAACGUCAAUCUUUCGGAUGAACAACUGAAGGCUUACCGUUAUGCGCUCGUAGUCGUACAAUACUGCGUGCCCUGCUGUGUCAUCUCGUUCGUCUACGUACAAAUGGCUGUUAAACUGUGGCUCACCGAAACGCCGGGCAACGCUGAGGAUGCAAGAGAUAUGGCGUUAAUGCGAAAUAAGAAGAAAGUCAUAAAAAUGCUCAUUGUUGUUGUGAUUGUGUUCGGUAUCUGCUGGCUACCUUUGCAGUUAUAUAAUGUGCUGUAUGUGACUAUACCGGAAAUUAAUGAAUACCAUUUUAUCAGCAUAAUAUGGUUUUGUUGCGAUUGGCUGGCGAUGAGUAAUAGCUGCUACAAUCCUUUCAUUUAUGGAAUUUACAAUGAAAAAUUCAAACGUGAAUUCAAUAAACGUUUCAAUUUAUGCUUUUGCAAAAUUCGCACCAACAACGAUGCCCAUGAGCGCACAUUGUCCAUGCAUACGAGAGCCACCUCACUGCGCUCGAACUUUGCCAAUUCGUCAAUGCGUAUACGCAACAAUUUAUAUGCCGAAGCGACGGCCGGACAAAACAGAUCAGAUAUUUACUAUACAUGCCACUAUGCCAAUAUGCGAUCGGGCCGGAAUGGCAAGAAUGUGGCUACCUACAAUAUUAUUGCUUUGCCUCGUAAAACAAUGCAAACAAAUGAAUGUAGCAAAACUAAUACCGAGUUGCAUAACGCCGUUAUUGCUGCAGGCAAUGGUCAAAGUGUGCCGCAAUGGCGCCGCAACAAUUUCAAGCCACUGUAUCCGGAUGUAAUGGAAUGUGAAGAUGACUUGGACACGCUGAUGCACUCCACACCCACAUCAGAGGAGCCGAAUUCCAGUUCGGCGGGCAGUAAUAAGGUGAAUGUGAGUGCCGGACCGGGCUUCAUAUUCAAAACCACAGGGAAAAGAUAGCUGGGAGAUUUGCCGUGCUAACAGAGUUACGAAGAAACCAUAUUCACUUGUACAGUGGAAAUGGACUCAAGUAACAAUUAAGCGUACGGCAUGUACCUUUGGACAACGUCAAGUUGGGGUCUUCGGCCCAUUUGACCUAAGCCGCUUUUGGAACUAUGUGUUUUGAGCUCACUGGGCUAUUAUUGCUGUAAAUUUGCCGGUUUUGACAAUAAUCACCCAGUAUCGAAAUGAGUCGGGUAUGCGGCCGCUAGUGUUGACUCGUGCAAGCAAUGUAAAUACCAAUUACGCUUAAAUGUGAACUAAGAAUCACCCAAACAAAGUCUGAUACGUUGAAGUCGUAUCGCUUGCCAUGUUACUUACGAAUCCGCCGAGGCUUUUAAGCAACGAUAUGAAAUUUAGCAGUAUUCAUAAGCAAUUACUAAUGAUUCAUCACGUGCUAUACUAUAACAUAAUAGUUGAAUUACAAAUUUAUAUGCAUGACAUAUUAGUACAUAUCUAUAUGUGGUUCUAUGUGUGUUUUCAAAUCGAAUUUGCUAUUUCAAAAAUGACAAAUUGAAAUUUGAAGUUAAAAUAAUUUUCAAGUGUGAUAAUACCA
Messenger RNA from Bactrocera oleae (olive fruit fly), 2737 nucleotides. It is a transcript of the gene Lkr, whose product is annotated as Leucokinin receptor. The record is from RefSeq and is a predicted model, not a curated record. Gene Ontology annotation, molecular function: neuropeptide Y receptor activity. NCBI's taxonomy places the organism in Eukaryota, Metazoa, Arthropoda, Insecta, Diptera, Tephritidae. Gene Ontology annotation, cellular component: plasma membrane. Gene Ontology annotation, biological process: G protein-coupled receptor signaling pathway.